CCAAUAUUAUAUUCCCUCGAACCCUAACGAAACCCGCCCCGCCUACACAUUCUUCUCUGUCCCACUUACCGGCGAAACCCGCCCCGCCGCCUGCCUCACCAUGGGAAAGAAGGAAAAAUCUUCGAAACGGAAAAACCGAGACACCGGAGUAACCAGUGAGGUCUUGUUGCACAAGAGUAUUGGAGAUAAAGAUGGAUUUGAUGUUGUGGAAGACUUGAGUGAACCAACCAUGGGUGAAAAACUUGCAACCCUCAAGUUGGAAGGAAACGACAAUUCCCCUGAAAAUACAGACUCUUCUCUUCCGGCAAAGCCACCUAGUGCAGCCUCAGUUAAUAUCUUAGUUAAGCAAGCACUGCAUGCUGAUGACCGAGCCCUUCUCAUAGAUUGCUUAUCCAGACAAGAUGACAAAGUUAUUGCAAACUCACUUUCACUGUUGAAUCCUUCUGACGUCCUCAAGUUCUUAAAGUCUCUUGUGCCGAUAAUUCAGUUAAGAGGUGCUGUUUUGGCAUGUGCUCUUCCAUGGCUCAGAAGUUUACUUCUUCAGCAUUCUAGCAGUAUAAUGUCCCAAGAAUCUUCCUUGGCUGCUUUAAACUCUAUAUUUCAGAUAAUAGAAUCAAGAGUCUCAACCUUCAACCCUGCUCUUCAACUAUCAAGUUCAUUGGACUUGCUUUACGCAGAUUCUGUUGAUGAUGAAGUGGAGGAGAAUAAUAUAAUUGCGCCUGUUAUAUAUGAAGAUGAUGAUGAAAGUGAUGAUGAUGCAUCUGAUGAUUAUUCCAUGGAAGUUGACACCAUAGAAGAUGGUGAAGAGCCUAUACUCUACAGUGAUAUCAGUGAUGCCGAAGAGGAUGGCGAAAUCAGUGACUAAAUUUAUCAUCAAAAGUUUUGCUGCCUCACAUGUAUGUAUAAGCAAACUCUAUCACUUUUAGUUAGCAAAGUGUAGAAAACAGAGUUUUUCUUUUAUUGUAUCCCUUGCUGUUCCAUUUUUGAGAUGAGAUUAUAAGAGUGUUUUUAUAUGCUCCUA
Molecule: messenger RNA, 1021 nt
Organism: Salvia hispanica
Lineage: Eukaryota; Viridiplantae; Streptophyta; Magnoliopsida; Lamiales; Lamiaceae
Biological process (GO): maturation of SSU-rRNA from tricistronic rRNA transcript (SSU-rRNA, 5.8S rRNA, LSU-rRNA)
Cellular component (GO): nucleolus
Source: RefSeq, a predicted model, not a curated record